Messenger RNA from Apiotrichum porosum, 744 nucleotides. RefSeq lists its product as uncharacterized. The coding region runs from base 1 to 744 and encodes 247 amino acids. The transcript is spliced from 7 exons. NCBI's taxonomy places the organism in Eukaryota, Fungi, Basidiomycota, Tremellomycetes, Trichosporonales, Trichosporonaceae. The record is from RefSeq and is a predicted model, not a curated record. Gene Ontology annotation, cellular component: growing cell tip; plasma membrane; cell division site.
AUGUCCAACUGGGGUCCAAAGGGUCUCAGCCUCACGCUGGCACUCGGCGCCAGCGUGCUGCUCGUCGCCACCACCCUCUCCGUGCCCGUCACGAACCGCAUCACGGUAUUCACCGUCACGGACGACACGGUACAGGCCGAGUUUGGCCUGUGGGGUGCAUAUUACCGGAACCUGCGUUCUGGCAGUUACGAAACCACGUCGCCAGCGCUGGGGUAUACCCUCCACACGCAGUGGCUGUCCCUCCUCUCCAACGACGACGCGCGCUCGGUCAACGCGGCGGUGCAGACUCUCUCACGGGGCGUCGUCCUCGCCCCGCUGUCUGCGGCGCUGGGGACCAUCACGGCCGUCAUGGGCGUGCUGGCCAUGGGCCUCGCGUCGCCAGUGCUGGGAAUGGUCGCGUUCGUCCGCCUGGUGCUUGCGGGACUGCUGGGAUGCGUGGCGUUCCUCCUCAUCCUCACUCUUGGCCUCUUCGUCCGCAGCCGCUUGCUACCGGCGAGCAACGGCGCAUACGCCGUCCACCUCGGGAACGGGGCCUCGCUCUCCCUCGGCGCGAGCAUCCUGUGGAUGCUCGCCAUCGCGCUCACCCUCUUCUCCAACUGCGCCGGAGCGGCCGGCGCCGCAUCAAAGUCGUCCGACGACUCAAGCAGCGUCUUUCAAAAGGCGAGCGAGUGUACCGCGGCCACGCCGUUCACCGACUUGCCCGUCCGCCAGCCCCGCAGGGCAAAGUACGCCAGCUCGUACUAG